Molecule: messenger RNA, 564 nt
Organism: Xiphias gladius (swordfish)
Lineage: Eukaryota; Metazoa; Chordata; Actinopteri; Istiophoriformes; Xiphiidae
Gene: pmch
Product: pro-melanin-concentrating hormone
Exons: 3
Coding region: 1-453 (150 amino acids)
Biological process (GO): chemical synaptic transmission; behavior
Molecular function (GO): melanin-concentrating hormone activity; type 1 melanin-concentrating hormone receptor binding
Source: RefSeq, a predicted model, not a curated record
AUGAUCUCCGUCUACUCUGUCCUGUUUACUCUAGUGCUGUUCUCUGAGCUGAGCAGCAACUUGGUAACUGUAGCCAUACCUUCCUCCAAAGCAGAAAAUGGUAUAACAGAGCAAGAUGGCCUGGGUUCGUUACUGGGUGACGAACCCCUGACUGAGGAAGAUAUGGUUCCCCGCAUGUACAGACGAAGCCUUGUGUUGGACGACGACGUCAGGGAUGAAAAUGGGAACCCUAAGAUCUUCGUGGUCUCAGACAUGAGGCAGAAAGGACACAGAAUUCGUGGGCUGUUCCCAGCCUUUGCCCGGGGCUCCCCUCUGCUCACAGACCAAAGCUUGAGCCACACUCCCGCCGAGUACAGUUUGAAAAUAGAUCGCAGAAACGCUGACUUCAACAUGCUGCGAUGUAUGAUAGGAAGAGUGUACCGACCCUGCUGGGAAGCUGCCACCCUAUCCUGAAUGUGCUGUGAAAAUUUCUUCCUCGUGUGUUACCCCUGAAGUGCAUUUCCUUGUAGAAAAUAAGAGCGCACAAGCAUGUUAAACAAAAUAAAAGUUUAUUAAAAAUGAAAA